AUGGAACUUGCAGUAACUGUACAUCUCCAUGCUCUGCCUGCCAAGAAACUGCUACUAAUUGCACAAGCUGUGAAACUGGCCACUAUCUUUCUGGUAAUACCUGUACUCAAUGCACAAAAAUGCUUAUAUCAUUAUCAGGCAUUUUUUGCUUUUUUUUAUUAUUUGAAAAAUAUUUAUAAAGAUUUUUUUAAAAUUCAAUGCACAUCUCCUUGUACAGAAUGCUCGAGUGCUACAGUAUGCACAAAGUGUUCAAGCGGCUAUAAUCUUACUAAUUCAGCUUGUGAGUGCGCCGAUGGAUACUUUUCGAACAAUACAGCUUGCGUGCAAUGCAGUUCACCUUGCUCUAAGUGUCAAACAAGUUCUACUAAUUGCACAAUCUGUGAAACUGGACACUAUCUAUCUGGUAAUACCUGCAUUCAAUGCACAUCUCCUUGCUUAG
Molecule: messenger RNA, 439 nt
Organism: Blepharisma stoltei
Lineage: Eukaryota; Ciliophora; Heterotrichea; Heterotrichida; Blepharismidae
Source: the annotation of a GenBank genome assembly